Molecule: messenger RNA, 3048 nt
Organism: Gracilinanus agilis (Agile Gracile Mouse Opossum)
Lineage: Eukaryota; Metazoa; Chordata; Mammalia; Didelphimorphia; Didelphidae
Gene: POGLUT1
Product: protein O-glucosyltransferase 1
Exons: 11
Coding region: 1-1176 (391 amino acids)
Biological process (GO): positive regulation of Notch signaling pathway; protein O-linked glycosylation
Cellular component (GO): endomembrane system
Molecular function (GO): UDP-xylosyltransferase activity; UDP-glucosyltransferase activity
Source: RefSeq, a predicted model, not a curated record
AUGGCGCUGCCGCUGCCCUCGUGGUUGCAGUUGUGGUUGCUGCUGCUGCUCCCGGUGACUCAGAGUCGACUGAAGGACCCAGGUACAAAGUGGAAAGGAUUUAUUGACCAAAUUAACAAGUCUGUAGAGAAUUACCAGCCAUGUCCAAGGGAAAACUGCAGCUGCCACCUUGGUGUUAUGGAGAAGGAUUUGGCCCCCUUCCAAGGAGGCAUCUCCAAAGAGAUGAUGACCAAUAUGGUUAGCCGGAAGCUAGGGACACACUAUCAGAUUAUCAAGAAUGAAUUGUACAGGGAACAAGAUUGCAUGUUCCCUGCAAGGUGCAGUGGUGUGGAGCACUUCAUUUUGGAAGUAAUCAACCACCUUCCUGACAUGGAGAUGGUGAUCAAUGUUCGGGAUUAUCCCCAGGUUCCUAAGUGGAUGGAACCUAUCAUUCCAGUCUUUUCCUUCAGCAAGACUAAUGAGUACCAUGAUAUCAUGUAUCCUGCAUGGACAUUUUGGGAAGGGGGACCAGCUGUUUGGCCAAUUUAUCCGACGGGUCUUGGGCGAUGGGAUCUUUUAAGAGAAGAUCUUGCAAGGUCUGCAGAAAAGUGGCCAUGGGAAAGGAAAAUAUCCAGAGGAUACUUUAGGGGGUCUAGGACAAGUCCAGAGAGAGAUCCUCUAAUCCUUCUAUCUCGGGAAAACCCAGGACUUGUUGAUGCAGAAUACACUAAGAAUCAGGCCUGGAAAUCUGAGAAAGAUACUCUUGGAAAACCACCUGCUAAGGAAGUCCCACUUGUGGAUCACUGCAAGUAUAAAUACCUGUUUAAUUUUCGGGGGGUAGCUGCAAGUUUCCGAUUCAAACACCUCUUCCUAUGUGGCUCACUAGUCUUUCAUGUAGGUGAGGAAUGGCAAGAAUUCUUCUAUGCACAGCUGAAGCCAUGGGUUCACUACAUCCCAGUCAAUACAGACCUCUCCAAUGUCGGGGAACUUCUACAAUUUGUGAAGGAAAAUGAUGAUCUAGCCCAACAGAUUGCUGAGAGAGGGCAACAAUUUAUCAUCAACCAUUUGCAGAUGGAGGACAUUUCCUGUUACUGGAAAAUUUUGUUGACUGAAUAUUCCAAAGCUUUGUCCUACAAAGUGAAGAAAAAGAAAGACUAUGGCAAAAUAACUCCCAAACUUUUGAAAACAGAACUUUAAGAACUACUUUUAUCCUUGUGGUAGAAUGACUUCAUUUGGAUAUCUUCAUGGAAAGAUGCAGAUUAUCUCAUUCAUUUGGAUGAGAUUAUAAUUUACUUUGGUAACUUAUAUGUUACACAUUAUCUAAUACCUACCAAAUAACUGGUUUUCCUUAUCUUUCUGCAAUCAGAGACUCAAGAAAGAUCCAGAUUAUCAGUCAUACAAUAAUAGAACAUAGACUUGGAAGCCAGAUUUGUAGUCAGAGGACCUUGGUUCUAAUUCUCUGACUCUGUUCAGCAAAUCAGUAAGCUUUUUGUGCCUCAGUGUAUUCAUCUAUAAAAUGAAGGAGUUGGAUUGGAUACUCUCCAAGAUAUCUUUUAAUUCUAGUUUAUGAUCAUAGAAGCAACAUUUUCCCCUGUAGGUUAAAUAGGGACCAAAAAAAACCAGACUAUGUGAGUUUUUAUUUGUCUGUGUCUUAGAUUGGCUCUGUACGAUUAUGCCUCAUUUUACUUGUCUAUGUAAGAAUUGUAAUGGUCAUUUCAUUUAUGAUCAUUGUUAAAUGCAAAAUGUCUUUUGGGACCUAUUGGGCACAUUAUCCAGAGUAAACAAAUAGGCAUUUAGGAAUAUAAUGGGUUUUAUCUCUAGAAUUCUGCUGUUUCCCCUGGUUUGAUCCAGCUAAGUCUGGCUGAUGUAUAUAAAAUAUUUGGGGAUCAUUUAUAUCAUGCAAUUAAUUUUUUUAAACUUUUUUAAAAAAUGUAAACAUUUCUAUACUUGGGGAAGAUUUUAUAUUUUUGUGUAGAAAGGAACUAGUUCUUAAUUAUUGCAGUUGGACUUCUAAUCCUUACUCUCUUCUAACCUAUUCUCAGAAAUCAUUUUUUGGGGUUUAUAUAAUCAAUUAACAAGCAUUUAUUAAGGACUUACUAUGUGCUAGCUACUAUGCUAAAGACUGGGAAAAGAAAUAAAAACAAAAACAAUCCUUGUCUUAAAGCAGUUUACAACGUAUCUAAAUAGGUACAUACAAGACACAUACAGAGCAGAUGGAAGGUCACCUUUGAGAGGAAGAAUCUAGCAAGAGGACAAAUUUGGUUCUUCAAAACAGUUUCAAGAACUCAUGUACCUUUUAAAAAAUGGGCAGGAGGAGCUAUUACAAGUGAAUGACUCCCAUUUACUGGAAUUGGCAUCAGUAAUAUUUAUCAUGAGGGUAUAUUUUGUGGGCAAUACCAACAGUUCACUUCAGUAAAUGUCAUCAGCUGAGAUUUGUAGCUCUGUGAGACUCUCCUAUAACUCACUUCUGUAUAGUAAAGAAUUCUUUCAUUGUAAGAUCAUGUUAGACUCCCAAAUAUUUCUUUUUUUCUUCCAACUUUUUAGAUUACAGUGAGAUCUCUAAAGAAGCCUUCCAUGAUACAAUAGUGAAGUAUGGGAGGAGGGGGAAGAUAUAAAUUAUGUGCCAAAAAUAAAGCAGUUUUAGCUGUCUCCAUGGUCUAGGACAGAGGUGUAAAUGACAGCUGAAGGAGCCUACAAAACUACCCACUGCAGCCUGAAAGAGAUUAAAAUGUAAUUGGGAAAUGUUUAGUCAAAUAAAAAUAUAAUACAACAUAGAUGAUCAUGUGAAUUAAAUAUCUAGGCCUGGAAGUCUCAUGUAAUAGUGGUCACAGUCUUGUGUCUUAAUUUGCCUGUGUGGCAGGUGAGAUUCCCGACCGGUGGUAGUCAAGGGAUGUGAAAUGUAGGAACUGAAGUUUAGGGAAGGAUUUAGACUGAGCUUAAAAAGCCAUCAAGUGAAGCAAGCUGGCCCUCUCUCUACCAUUUUUUGGGCUUGUGAAAGGAGCUCUCUCAGAGCCAUCCUGGGGCUUAUCUGUUGCCAUCUCUGGCAAGCACAGGCCACCCAAUCUAAGA